CUAACCAAGAAUUAAAAGCGGCUCCAACAUUCCACCAAACACUUGGUCUGCAUUUCUUUGCCUCCGUACUGUGGCGGUUGCUGCAGCCGCAGUUGCAGGCUGCGCUGCCUCAUCAACAUUCAGCAACGUUGAAAAACGAAAAUGGAAUCAUCAUCACCAUCUUCUUCUUCUUAUUCUCUUUCGUCGUUUUACAAAUCAGCGAAACUCUUGCUGGCUGUCUCAAUCGCGUUCCUUAUCGCCUUCAGAGCUCACAGGAAGAAAUCUCUCAGCGUUUCUGGAGCCUUCGCUGGCUUCUUCGUUAUGGCGCUUCACAUUUUUGUAGGAAGCAGGUUUGGGGUGAUGCUGCUGGCAUUCUUUUUCACUUCGUCGAAGCUUACGAAGAAAGGACAAGAUAAAAAGCGAAAGCUUGAUCCUGAAUUCAAAGAAGGUGGACAAAGAAAUUGGGUACAAGUUCUAGCCAAUAGUGGCAUUGCCUCAGUUUUGGUUGUAGCUAUAUGGGCAUUAACAGAAGGGAAGGAUAAGUGUUUGGACUCUAAAGACUCAGCUCUGAUCACUUCUCUCAUUGGUGGUGUUAUUGGCCACUACUCCUGCUGCAAUGGAGAUACUUGGUCCUCAGAGCUUGGAAUUCUUAGUGAUGAGCAGCCUCGUCUGAUAACAACAUUCAAGCCAGUGAAGAAGGGUACAAAUGGUGGUGUGACUAAAGCAGGUCUUUUAGCAGCCGCAGCAGCUGGAAGUGUCAUCGGAAUAUCUUUUGUUCUUCUGGGAUUUAUGACAACUAAAUGUGGCUCUGAUAUAGCUCUUAAACAACUACUGGUCAUACCUAUUGCUACCCUGGCAGGAGUAGUAGGAAGUGUCAUUGAUUCUCUGUUGGGUGCAACCCUGCAAUUCACCGGAUUCUGCUCGGUUCGAAAUAAGAUUGUUGGGAAGCCAGGACCAACAGUUAAAAGGAUCUCAGGAGUCAAUAUUCUAGACAACAAUGCGGUCAACCUUGUAUCUAUACUUUUGACCACAAUUUUGACUUCAAUAGCUUGUUUAUACAUAUUCUAAAAUUUGUAACUUAUUGGUGGUAGAUGUUCUUGUACUGUUGUAUUUUCAUUUAUCAGUUAGAACGACAUAAGCAAUAAUGUAUUGGAAAAAUUUCAAGUGUAACGAGAGUACCGGUAUUCCAUUUGUUUUAAUUGUUGAUUUCAAUUAAUAUAUAUUAUAUAUAUUUUUUUAUAAUUCAAAUCAACGAUUAAAACAACUGGAAUACCGGUAUUUCCGAUACACUUGAAACUCUUCUGUAUGUAUUAUCAUCUUAAAUUAAUAGAACAUGAUAAGCAAGAUACAUGAUAGGAAUCUGUCUGAUAGUUCCUUGGUAAUUUGUGCUACCCCUAAUUGAUUUUGGUGUUAGCAACUUAACCAAAAACUUUAAUGAAGUUGGAGGUAAGCACUGUAAGAUUCAGUUAUCUGCCACCUACCUCCAUUUGGAAUCCACAAGAGUGGAUUAACGCCAUACAUUGGUGACAGUCAUUGGGGUCAUGUUCCAAAAGAGUUGUUUUUGGGUAUAAUAAAUGUAUAAACAGGUUAUUUUUGGGUACAUAUAAUAAAGGCAAUGUCCAGUGGAUCCAAUAAGCGAGUA
Messenger RNA from Arachis duranensis, 1621 nucleotides. Its product is annotated as protein PGR. The record is from RefSeq and is a predicted model, not a curated record. Gene Ontology annotation, cellular component: membrane. The transcript is spliced from 5 exons. Bases 142 to 1047 code for a protein of 301 amino acids. Lineage: Eukaryota; Viridiplantae; Streptophyta; Magnoliopsida; Fabales; Fabaceae.